UUCAGACAUGUUUUAGAACUUUGGAAAAAAGUUUAUGAAGUAUUAAUGCGCGUUGCGUAUUUAUUAUGUAGGUGUUCUUUGGUCACAGUAACAAGAUUAUUUUAGGCCGAGCGGAAAAUUUGAAGAUUUCGACAAUAAAAGUGCUUUUACAGCCAAUAUUUGUGUUUUGAUUUGAAUAUAUUGUUUUUACUGUACUUUUAUAGUGUUGAGUCAUCCGUUGGUCUUCUCAAAUCAAAGGAUACGCAAACAGGAGGAAGGAAAUCAGUUGUGAAUGUUAUCAAAACAUUGGAUUUUUUUCAAUACAAAACCCAAAAUAAAAUCCAUUGAAUGAAUUGAUUUAAAUCAAAUCAGUUUGUAGAAGGUCCCUUGGCAUGGGAUUAUAGUAUAGGACCCACUGAAGUUUGGAUUACAUACUGGUCUGGAGCAAUGGCUUCCAAGUGUCGCAAGUUUGAAGCGAACAUAUUCAACAAGAAUAAAUGUCAAAAUUGUUUUCAUCCCAAGGAGCAACAUUCUGCAGAAGCGCUAGAAUCAAAUAGGGCAACACGUAAGAUUUCUAAAUGUGGCUACUUGUUCAUCUCUCCCGACUAUGACUUCAAGAAUCCGCUACAGAGAACUCGGCGGUGGCAGCGGCGGUUCUUUGUGCUGUAUGAUGAUGGAGAGUUGACCUACUCGGUGGAUGACAAUGUGGGAACAGUACCCCAAGGAACACUGGACAUGAACAAAUGCACAGAUGUAUAUGAUGCAGAGGAUGCGACCACUCAUGACUUCUCUGUGGCUAUACAGCUACCACAGAAGAUAUACUAUGUGAAAGGCACUGCUAAAGAAGAAAUACAAAGAUGGCAUGAUGUGUUGGUGAUGUAUCCAAAGAGCAACAAGACAAAAACCAAGCGAGCUCCGGUUAUUCCACAAAACUCCAAACCAAAGGUCACUCUCGGCGAAGUCGAUAAGCCGAAGCCACAACAUGCUGCGCCAUCUGUAGUCAACCCCCAGUCAGCAUUACGCAACACAAAGACGCAAUACGCCCGUGAGUUCAGAGAUCGUUCUAGAUAUCACACUUCAUAUAUACCUCCUACCCAAAGCAUUAUUAAACCUACACCCAAAGAUCCAAGCAUCUUUGACAGCAUUAGCCCAGAGACUGAGUACAAAUACAAGCCUAGGAAUAUCAAUGAUACCACAAAUAUAAACAAUUCUAACCUCGUUAGAAGUAAAAGUGAUGAAGAACUUGUUGAUAGUGUAGAAGAAGAUAAAGAUAAAUAUGUUAAAACAUAUCGUGGAAUACGAGGACUAAAACAUAAGUCGGAUAAAACAUAUCAAGAAGGGCUGAAGAAAAGUAACAGUUUGGGCAAUAUCCCAAUUGAAGGGGAGGACCAAAAUAAUGGGAAUAACACUGAUUGGUUGUUUUCUGCAUUAAAUUCAUACUCGACUAAUCAAAAUUAUUCUAAACCAGAGACAGUGUCUCGGAAUAAUUCAGAUAGAAACUCUGACUUUUCCAGUAGACAGAGGGCUUAUUCCUCUGUGGAUGGAUAUUCAAAUAGUUCUAGUCAAAGCAAUAACCGAAUUACACCUGGUCUGAGGCGUAAUGAAAGGACUACUCACAUAGAAAUACAGGAUAAAUAUCCCUACAUCUACAGACCUGAGGAAUCUGGUGAGUCUGAUCUUGAUACUGAAUCAGGUGAGGAGUAUACAGACGAGGAAUCAGUAGACGAAGAAGAAACAUCAGAGGAAGAAUCUGAGGGAGAAUUAAUCAUGUCAGGAGAAGGAAGCCCUAAAACACUUUAUGAGACACUUAAUGAUGAGAAGGAUAAACCAAAGAAGAAAGUGCUCAAAUCACGAGGAUCUGCAUAUAAAGAAUUUGCAGGUUUGGGUCUGCAACCAAAGGCUAAACAUUUGGAAAAGUUUGAGCCAAAAAACCAAACAUCUGCUGAAGUUAAACCAAGGACUGUAAAAACGGACACCCCUCUAUCUGCCAGAGUGAGGCCAUUCAGUAUCACAAGUACCAGUGAUGGAAGUCCAAGUAGUGUUAGUCCUGAGAGGAAGUUAACAGCCACUGAAAGGUUAUUUGGUUCCAAGAGUUCAGCAGGGUCAGAGGUCAACAAUGGGGUCAGGAGCAGUAAUGAAACAGAUGAACUUAAGAUGGCCAAAUCUUCAGAAUCUUCAAGGACUUCAGAUAUAUCUCCCGAACCUUCAGAUAAAAGUGAUGAAUCCAUGUAUGUGAAGAAAGGUUGGCUUGUUAAACAGGGGGCAUCAUCUGGGGAAUGGAAGAAACAUUGGUUCGUUCUCAGCGGCACGGCUUUACGGUAUUACAGUGACGCACGUGCUGAGGAAUCUGGCCAAUUAGAUGGCAGGAUUGAUUUAACUGCCUGUCAGGAAGUGGCUGAGGUUGCUGUCAAUAGAAAUUAUGGCUUCAAGUUGAAGACUCAGAAUGGGGAAUACACGUUGUCUGCUAUGACAUCAGGUAUCAGGAACAACUGGAUUCAAGCAAUCGCUAAAUGUGUGGAGUCUAAUGGCUCAGCUUCUCCCCUGAUCACAUUCCUGCCCACAGAAACCAGGAGAGCAACUGACAAUGGUGAAAAACUUAAUGGAGAUAAGCACAAGGAUACCCCGAAAAAAGUUCCACCAAAGACUCUACCGAAAACACGUAGCUCAUAUCAUGAUCCUGAAAGCUCAGUUAGUGAGGAUGAUCGGGAGGAAGCUAAGGCAAUUCAGAGAAAUGCCAGGAUGUUAAGUCGAACAGCUUCAGGAAGUGGCGAUAAUCCAAGAUCAUCUAGAUCUAUUUUGGAUCGAUGGAGUGGCACAUCAUCUAAUGAAUCAUCAGGGUCAAGGUCAAGAAAUUCCCCUGUGCCAUUUGGUGAUAAAGGAUCAGCAUCUUCUCAGCUACGCUCUCCUUUAGAGUCACGUUUUCCACAACCAGUUACGAAUAAAAAUAAAAACAUCGAGCAAGGUUCAAUUUUCUCAAGGGGUCCUAUAAGAGGUGAUGAUGAUGAUGAUGUCCCUAGUGAAGUAAAACUUGAGGCUUUCAGUCCACAAGAUAAACAAACUGUUAAACAACUGACAGAUGAUGUUCGUAGAUCGAGUCGUGCCUCUGGAAGUGUCAGUUCAGAGACAUCCACCCCUGAGAUAAGACCAAAAAAUCUCAGCCAAAAAGAUGUUGAGGAAAUCGCUAAAUUAGAAAAACAAGCUCAUAUGAGACCACAGAAAUCUAUAAAACCUAUAAAGUCUGUAUCAAAUGAAGUAUCCCCCUCAGAACUCAAAGCCAGAGAGUUGUACGAAGAACGCCAAAGGGAGAUUGAGCAGGUGCGUGAAAUAGCACAGCGGAAUUCUUCCGCAGAUGAAGUUUUUGACUCAGAUUUAGAUUCAAAUAAAACCAGAAGUGAAGAUGAAAGGGAGGACUUGCGAGUUAUAGAAGAGCAGGCGAGAAAGGCCAGUCGAAUUGGAUAUGCUGCUCGAGACAAUUAUGGGGAUGUUGAAGAGGAUAUUAAACCAACUGUUCCCCUUAGUCCAGACAUGCUUGAUGAAGAUGAUAAAAGAAAAGUAAGCGAUGCUCAACGUGAAAUAAAACAAACCAGUCGACACAGUUCAUAUAUGGACAUGCCUUCCCCAAAACCAGAAUUCCUAUCAAAGUUUGAAUCUGGGAAGGCAUUUUUGGAAGAUGAUUGGUUUUAUAAAAAGCAUGGGGUAUCAAAAACUGCUGAUAUGGUUGAGCGGGAAAGAAAACGUACCACUUCAAGAUCAAGAACCAGUUCAACAAGUAGUACAUCCAGUUUAGGUGGUCCAUAUGACCAUGCAAGUACCACCUCCACUCCAAGUAAAACACCGGAGAAGGCCUCCCCCACUGCCUCUGUUGGCCCAAGGACAUCCACAAGUAAGACAUCAGAUGUGACACCCAGAUCAAAGUCUCCUGCACAUUCCAAGUCCCCAAGUAUCAAGGUGAAGGAGAAAGCAAGGGCAAAGUCCCCAGGACCUCCACGCUCACCACCACCUGAUCAUGAUGCAUUCUUUGCACAGUAUGACAAGCCUGGCCAGGGCAAUAAGGUCCUGAAUGAGUCAAGUUCGACACUUGAGGGUCAGCCUGGUAGUGGAGAGACCAUGUUGGUGGAACUCCUUGAUGCUGAGGUGAAAACCUUAAAGGCUCAGCUAAAAGAGGCCAGGGAAACUAUUGCUGUUAGAGAUGAGGAAAUAGGAGAGCUGAAAACUAAGCUAGAAAACUCUGUAAAAUGUCUAACAGAGACUGAAGCGUCACUACUCAGCUCAAAUUCUCAGAUACAAGAGGAAAAGGCACGUCUUAAUCGUGUCAUGGAAUCAUGGAAUGAGCGUGAACAGGAACUCAAUGAUGAUUUGAAGACAUUGAAACAACAGUGUAAUCUAAAAGACAAACUCAUCACUGAAAAAUCUGAAGAAAUCAGAGAAAUAGAAUCAGAAGUUUCAGAUAAAAAUACAAAAAUUCAAAAACUUGAGAAGGAUUUGAAAGACUUUCGAGAUCUUGAAACAGAAUUGAAUCAGACGACACUAGAGUUAAAUGAAAAGAAUGAACUGCUUGCAAAAUUCCAAGAUAAUGAUGACUCAAAAGUUCAGCAUUUAGAAGGAUUACUGAAAGCAAAAGAUAUGGAGGUCAAGAACAUUGAAAAUGAGCUCACUAUCAAAACUGCAUUGAUAAGAGACAAAGAUUUAGAAAUUGUUAACUUGAAAUAUGAAAUGGAAAAAGAAAAUCAGCAAUAUGAAGAAGAAUCAAAACUAGCAGAAGAAAGAUUGAAAAAGAUUGAAGAAGACUUCAAAAAUGAUCAGAUAUUCUUGGAAAAACAGGUUGAUUCUUUGACUGAGCAGUUAAAUAGUCUUAAAAAGCAAUCAAAUAUGACAGAUUCUUUGAACACCAAUAUGGCUGACAUUUUACAUGAAAAAGAUGAGACUAUAUCUCAACUAGAGGAGAAGAUAAUUGAAUUGGACAAAAAAGCUGAAGACCUUGUGGAAGAAAUUAAUGUUGAAUUAGAAGAAAAUUCACAUUUUCAAACAAGUCUUGAGAAAUCAGAAUCAGAAAAGAAGAAAUUAUUUGAAGACGUUGAACACCUUGAAGAGCAACUUGAAACUCUGAAAAAAGACAACAAGGAACUUGAGAAUACCAACACCAAACUUAGCCAAUAUUAUGAAGAUGUCAGGAAUGAGAAUCAACAGCUUCAGGAAUGUUUAAAUGGCGAGCGAAACUUUAAACGUGAUUUACAAAUUGAGAAAACUAAUCUGAAUGCUGAUUUAGAUAAGAAAUUGAAAAUUAUUAAUCAAUUAGAACUAAAUGUUGAGGAAAAGGAGACCACAAUAGGUAAUCUACAACAGACAAUGAAUGACUUGAGAAAAGGUGACAAUCAAGAUGUAAGGACUAGUGACAUUACAGAUCUUGAGAUAAAAUGUGAGCGCGCAGAGAAUGAGGUUAAACACCUCCGUGCAGACCUGAAGAAAGCUCAUGAAAGCCAUGAUGAGUUGGAAAUAGAGUUUGUUAAAUUGGAAAAACAAUGUAAAGGAAUCGAAAAUGAACAUAAAUCAGAGUUAAAGCUAAUGUCAGAUAGAGUGCUGGAUCUUACGAAAAAGUUGGCUGAUGCUGAAAAGACUGUUAGAAAACUGGAGCAAGGAGCUAAUACAGUGCAUGCACAGCCUAUAAUAGAAUAUACAAAUAUCUCAGAGGAACUGCACCAACAGCUGUCUCAGUUGGAAUCAAAAAUAGACAGUGUACAAGGAGUCAUUUUGACCCAGGAUUCAAAUACAACCCAGCUGCAGGAUCAGCUUGAAAAUGUUGAAAAACAGGUUGUCCAGCAUUCACUGGAGAGUAUGCCUCGUGGGGGCAAAGGUCCUUCAGUGAAACAGGACUCUGAACUAUCCAUAACUGUUGACCGUCCACAGCUCUUGUCUGAGAUACAGCAACUGAAGCAAAAGCUUUCAACAUCUGAUGAGAAGCUCAGGGAGAUAACAGGCCAGAUCAUGAGCAGAAAUGACAGUGAAGGAAAGGACAGCUCGGUUAACGAGCUUGGAAAUCACCUGAAAGAAGUUGAAUUGAAACUUUGCCAGUCACAAAGUACAAUAGAGGACUGUAGACAAAAACUCAGCAAUGUCAUAGAUGAUUUGAAUCAGUAUCCUAACAAAAUGGCUGACAUGAGUGAAGAUAACCUCGAAGUUUUAAAAUCAAAACUAACAGACAUUCUACAGGAAACUGAGACUUUAAUAGAGCAAAGAAACUCUUCGGGGGAAAAUGCUUGGACAUCGCCCACAGAGAAUACAGAUUCUAGUCAAUUACAGUUACAACAGUUUGCCAGUGUUCUUGUCAAGCAGUCUGUUGUAUUGGCUCAAGCUUCACUAGCAUCUGAAGAACAGAGCUCAUUAACAAAGUCACAAGCUGUGGAGUGGUCCAAAGCCCAAUCCAAAAUACAUUCUCUUGAAAGCACUGUUGAAAAACUCCUUGUGGAAAAUGCUAAUCAAAAAUUUGAGCUGAAUCAGCACCAGGAUGAUUUUAUGUCUGUGUAUGCAUCCCUUCUUGCAGAGAAAAUAGUCCUCCAGAGUGAGAUUAAUACAUUGGUGACUGAAGCUUCUUCUCAGGCAAGGAUGAAUGACACAGAGGUCACAAAGGAAGAUGAACACACAGUAAAUGAUUAUGCAAAUACUCUGGCUACUAAAGCUAUGAUGCAUGGAGAGGUGACUUACUUGUUGGACAGAAUGAACACAAAAUCAACAGAGACAAUGCCAGACAUCUUAGAAAGUGAAUUGGAAAAUUCACUUGAAAAAUUAAAAUCAAAAGAAGAUGAGAUUGAAGCAUUCAUUGAAAAAUUCAGAGUUGAGAAAUUAGAUGAACUGGUUACUAAUAUGGCUAGAGAAUCUUCUGAGCAAACAAUACGACACUUGUCAUCAGAAUCGCCGCAAAAGCAGAACAUGGCAGAAGUUUUAGCCUCUUUAGGAUCCUCAAUGGAUUCAAUAGAAAGUAGUGAGUCUGUCCAUCUCAGUGAUACUGAGCUAGCAGGCUAUGCGGCUGAGAUCAGGCGACAUGAGAAUGCUAAAUUAGCUAACCAAUUGGUCAAUAAGGAACUUGUUAAUGCAGAGAUGACCAUCAUAAUGCAUAAAUAUCGUGAUCGUUUUGAAUCUGAGAUUAACCAACAAACUUCUGUACCAAUGACUCGUCUCGCUUCUGCUGACAAACAUGCUAAAAUAGAACAGGAACUACAAAAAGAGAUUCAAGAUGUCACAUCAGAAAUAACACAAAAAUAUAAAACAGUUCUGAAAGAUCACAAACCUGUGAAAGGUGACCACCAUCCCGAAUCAACAGAUGAUCUUAUUGAUCAGUUUGCAGAGAUGUUAGCCCAUAGAGCAGUUCUUAAUGGACAAGUCGCAUUCUUAACAGAAAAACUCAAUAAAAAUAACACCUCUGUUAAUCAACACAAGCCACUAACUAAACAAGAUUCCGGAAUUGAUGAAUUUAACCCUACAUCCCCACCUGGAAAAACUCAAACCUCACAUGCAAGUUCCAGCAGGCAGGUAUUCCAAAAUGCUUUGUUCGAAGAAGUGUCAAUGAAUAAUAAGGUGGCAGAGUAUAUUGAAAAACAUGUAAAAGACAAAAACUCUGAAGGAAUUGUUAAUGACCUGAGAGUGAGAUGGCCAAAUGUGAAUGACUUUGCUAAACAAUUUGUACAUGAGACAAUGUUACAAGCCCAAGUUUCAUAUAUAAUACGAAAAAUUGAAAAUGCUCAUAAAGCCAAACUAACGGUUAUAAAUGAUCAAAAGGAAAGACUACAUAGUACAGUAAUAUCUGAAACAGACCCCAUAGAACAAAUAAAACAAGAUUACGAAGUAGCAUUACUCCAGGAGAGGUUAGACAACACCAGUGCUAUAGACACUUUAGAAUCUGAAAUUCAUAAACUUGAGAGACUUGCCAAUGAGAGAUUCUCUGAAAAUCCCCAAAUAGACCAAGACAUUGAGGAAAAAUAUAGGAGUGAAAUUGAGAUAUUACAAGAAACUAACAAUAGUUUACAUAAACAAUUAGAGUCUAUAAAAGAUGAUAAAAACAACACUGCUGAACAUUAUAAACAAAUCAUCCAUGACUUAGAAUCAAAACUUAGUAGUGUACAAUCUGAACACCAGAGGGAUCUAACUGACAAAAGUCGAAGGUUAAGCCUACUGAAUGUUGCAGAGCAGGAUAAUUAUGAUCUACGGAGCGAACUUGCAAAGUUGCGUGAGAGAUUACAUGAAGAACGUGAACAGCAUAUGCUUGAGCUUGACUCUAGCCGGCAAAUGUCGCAGGAGACAUCAUCAAGGGGAGAUGGGGCUUCCCCAAGCAGAAAUAAGGUCAUAGAGCUUCAGCAAAAACUCAAGGACAUUCAGGAGGCCUAUGAAAAUGAGAUAGAGUCGCAGAAAGUGGUGCAUGAUGAGCAACUGUCCCGCAGUAAAGAAGAAAUCAUGCAUUUAUUGGCUGCCACUGACCUGACAAGUCAAACCAUAGAUGAAGAUGCCAUUAGGAAGAAAUAUGAGAAAGAGAUUGAUAGAUUACAGAGUACUUGUGAGAAAGGCUUGGAGAAUAUGGCUGGGUCACAACGUAGGAUUGUACAACAACUUCGUGAGACGCAACGACGUGAAAUUGAGCUCCUCAGACAGGAAAAAGAUAGUCAGCUGGCAGAGGAGAUCAAAGCCACACAAGCAGCCCUAGAUGCCAUGAAGAAGGCUCACGAAGCAGACUUAGAGAGCGAGAGACUGAGAUUCCAGGAAAAGAUUUCUGACAUGUAUACCAAGACAGAUAUUGAUGCCAUACACCAGCAAUAUGAGAGUGAGAUUGAUCUGAUAAAGACUGAGAUUAAGCUAGUGUCAGAACAGUACUCCAUUAAGUGUAUUGAGAAUGCCUCACUUCAAGAACGUGUUGAAGCCCAAACAAGAACCAUACAGGAGAGUAGGAAGCACAUACAUGAUCUCAUGGCAAGGAAUGAUGAGCUAAACAUUAGACUAAGAGGUGAAUUAGAAGAACUGAAGUCUGCCAAGGAAGAUGGUUCAGGCACUGGGGAUCAGUUCAAAGAUGCAGAGCUGAAUCAACUGAAAGAUGAACUAGCUGCCUUGAGGGACCACCUCAAAGCUACAACCAUGGAGCGUGAUGAUACACUACACCUGUAUGAUAGCCUCAAAAAAGAGAUCGAAGGAAGUGAAAUUAGGGAUGAAGAUGCGGAGGCAGGAGCUGCAUUAGACCGGGUCUCCAUCUCACCUACCAGACAAAGAAACACUAGAGGGAAAAUGCAUAGUCCAGACAGGAGCCCAAGUCCUAAGAGGACCCGAUCAGGAGAUGAGGGAGAUUCCAGUCCUGUCAGAGCCAAUACUUCAAGUCCUACUCUUCAAGAGUCCCCUACUGCCAAACGUAAAGUCUCAAAACUCAAAGAAGAGUCACAAUAAAUGAGUUCAGUUAAGAAAAGGCCACGAAUCCCGCCGUGCUGCUCGUCAUCCAUUUGAUAUCGCCAAAACCAAGAAAUCUGGAUCAAAACUUUAUGCCAUUAGUGGCGUUAAUAUGGCAGAGAGAUUGAAAAACUUUGAAAAUUGAAAGUGUCGGGAGAAUCUGAGAAUAGCCUAAUGUUGCCAAAUAGUAGUAGGAUAACGCUCAUUUUUAUGUCAAAAAUACACAAUUCAAAGAUAUAUAGUAAAUGCUAGAUCCUAGAUUGUAUCAUAGUUUUUAGGUGCAUACACAGAUUGUUCUGUUCUCAAUAGUACUGCAAUUUAACCCAGCUCUUAGCUAGCAAAUGGGCACAAAGGGACAGAUUAAUGUGUGUAACAUAUUUCAAGCCAUGUAAAGUGAGAUUUUGUAUCAAAUAGGUAAUUUGGUAUGUAAUAUGCAAUAUAUUGUUAUUUUAGAUGUAUAAAAUCUAUAUUGUUAAUAAUGUACAUAGUGUAGCAUACAUAUGUAUCUAUAUAUUUAUAUAGUGUAUUAAUAUUAACAUUUAGAUGCCAUCACAUUCAGUGUCAUUGUAUAUUUAUUGUAUGUAUACACAUGAAUCAUUUAAUGUCUGUCUCCAUAAUUCAUGUAUUUUAAUAAGUGAUUGAUACAAAAUGAGUAUUCAAAAAGCAUUAAUUUUUAUCAUAUACAAUCUGCAUAGUUUACCAUGUCAACUCGUAUAAUUUUGAAAUGAUCGGAGAUUAAAACAAGGCAUAUGUCACCACUUGGUUGUAGUUACAAAUGUGUAACUACUGGUUACAGAUCCCUACACCAGUCACAAAAAUGGCAAUAAAAUUAAACAUUUUUGACUGAAAAGCCACCCCUCCACCCAUUGCCUGAUACAUCAUUGUAAUUUCAUUACAAAACAUUCAGCGAUAUUUCAUAUUUUUAUAGUAGAAAAAGUUAUUAGUUUAAGUAAUGUUAGUUAUGAUGCCAGUCUAAUUAUAUUCUUGCCGAUCAUGUUUCAUGCCUAGGAUUGAGUGUAAAGAUAUUGAUAUAGAAUUUCGUAAAUUGAAUGCCAUUAGGUUAUUGUUUCAUUUUGAAGUUCAAAAUGACAUUAUGCACGAGUGAUAUGUGAAUCUAAUCAACACGUAAACUGCUGAAUAAUGACAAAUAUAUCCAUGUAGUGUACAAAAUAUCUGGAUUUUAAUUGGACAGGUCAAUAAACAGGCUUCUUGUUAGUGUAAUUGUACAUUCAUUUCGAAAGCUUAAGUAUCCCAGGUUUAAGAGAGUAACCAAAUUAUAAACAACACAUAUAAGUUUCCUAACAAUGUCUUCUAUGUACUUAAAAAAAAUGUAAUCUCAGAAAAGAUCAAUGGUAUAUUGUCAAUCAAAUUAUAAAGAAAUUAAUAUUACAGAAUUAACCUGUUUGCAAACAAAACAUCAACACCAUGUUGUCAUUGCUUUUCUUUAGCAGUUUAGUACCAAUGAAUAGCUGCAUGUCCACAUCUAUGAUUCGAGGACAAAAAGUUGAAAUAUCUGACUGUAUUAUUAUAAACAAGUUAAGACAAAAAGAUAUUGAAUAUCUUUGAAAUUGAAAAAGCUGGUCUCUAUAUCUGAUAUUACCUUGAACUUUGAGUCUGUUGAUGUUUAAUAUAGGACAUGAUUAAGAAAACCUACCAAGGUAUUCUCCUAAGAAUAGAACAUCUCUGUAAUUUGAGGCACUUCCUGGAACUCUGCCUUGGAAGGUCCUUUUAUAUUGAAUUUAAACAAAGGUGGCGCUAAAGUGUAUUUUAUAGAUAAAUUAAUAAAUGUGCGUUCAUGUAGGUGUAAUGUAUUGAUGAACAUGAUGUUAUCAUCUUCACACUAUCAGAGAGCACCAAUCUGCUAAAAUAAAUAAAUAAUAAUGCAAUAGU
Owenia fusiformis is the source of this 11286-nucleotide messenger RNA. The record is from the annotation of a GenBank genome assembly. NCBI's taxonomy places the organism in Eukaryota, Metazoa, Annelida, Polychaeta, Sabellida, Oweniidae.